Molecule: messenger RNA, 1002 nt
Organism: Pongo pygmaeus (Bornean orangutan)
Lineage: Eukaryota; Metazoa; Chordata; Mammalia; Primates; Hominidae
Exons: 3
Coding region: 1-915 (304 amino acids)
Source: RefSeq, a predicted model, not a curated record
AUGGUGCCAGGCCCCGUGGGAUUUGUUCCUCUAUAUACUUUGUGGAAAAGUUUGAGCAGCAGAGCCAUAAAUGAACAUAAGGCAUAUUCAAUUAAGCUCCUCCGAAGCCGCCGCCAUUUUCCGCCCCUGCCGGAUCGCUGCUGUGACUCGGCAGCCGCUCGCUUCACUACUCUGCAGCCUGAGCCACGGGCGCCGCCCGGCCCUAAGAGGGAGGCCCUGGCCGGAACGUGCGGGGACGGCAGCUGCAACGUCAGGAAGGCCAGGCUCCGACCCCGCCCGCAGUGCCCCGGCGCCGACAGCUUGCGCCAGCCGGCGGGAGCUAGCGGGCAGCAAGGGGGCCGGACAGACUCCACUGGGCGGAGCGGCCCUGGCGGCGGUUGGGACCUGAAGGUUCCAUCGCACUUACUUCCUGUUUUGGGUCCGGGCACUUUGGAAGAACCAGGAUGGAGGCUCCAAAAAAUACCAGGAUGGAGGAAGCAGCCACGGGCGAGAGUGGCUGCAGCUGGAGUGAGCGAGCGCGACGAGCCACCGGAAACGGAGCUGCGGCCGCGCCCCGCCCCCAGCUCCCCGCACGCUGCCCCUCCUGCUCGUCUGUCCCGCUGGCGGCCCCGCGUGCUGGCUGUACGCGUCACUUCCGGCUGUGUCGGCGCGCGAAAAAAGAUCCUGGUUUGGAAUGUUGGUACUGGUCUGUGGCGGUGGUUGUCGGCUGUCCUGCCAGGAAAACUCGGCACUGACUAUCCCACUACUGAUGCUGUAAAAGAGGAACCAAAGAGAAGUGAAGGAAUGUGUCCAAGGGCUCCCAAGUUGGCGGUGGAAUUAGAAUUGAAGCCUCAGCUCCAAAGCCUGUGUUCUGAACUACCCGGUUGCAGCUCACAAAAUAGACUUUGGCAGUACUUUCAUAACGAAAACAAAUGAUUACAACCAGUUUACAAAUGCUUUGCUUUACUUUACUGGAGGAUCGACAUGUUUGACUACUUUUCAAAAAUAAAUCUCAGAAGCAGC